AUGCCACUUUUUCGGGACAUCGACGACGACGGCAUCGAGUUGAUCCCGGUCGGCCGAAAUCGCCGCUGCUCCGUUCGCCUGGCAAGUUCGGGGCCUGUCCCAGGCCAGCUGGCGCGCAAGAUCGGGCUGAUCAACACCACGGUGUUCACGCACAUGCCGUCGUCGGCCGCCGUGCUGUUCUUCCCGUUCCCGCCCUACCUGUGGCUGACGGCGGGCUUGCUGCUGCGGCACACGGGGCUCAACGACAUCGACCAGGCGCCGCGCUCGGCCUUCAUCGCCGCCGUCGUGCCUCGGACGCCUAUCAGGACAGGAUCACCAGCACGCCGCCCUCAGGUCCGCACAGGCCUCACGACAGUGGUACAUCGUCGACCAGUUUGA
This is a messenger RNA of Fonsecaea erecta, 378 nucleotides long. RefSeq lists its product as hypothetical. The record is from RefSeq and is a predicted model, not a curated record. The coding region runs from base 1 to 378 and encodes 125 amino acids. NCBI's taxonomy places the organism in Eukaryota, Fungi, Ascomycota, Eurotiomycetes, Chaetothyriales, Herpotrichiellaceae. The transcript is spliced from 2 exons. Gene Ontology annotation, cellular component: fungal-type vacuole membrane.